UAGGAUUAUUCCUAUGUAUAGUGUAUGUUUUCUUUUAGAAAUGUAUGUUUGGUUUCAAAUUGUGAGAAUAUAAUUUACGCAUGCACUUUUUUCACCCCUCCCCAUUGGGAACUGUCUGAUAAUUUUUUUAAAGUAUUUGAAAAUAAAACAUUUUUUAAAGUAAUAAAAGGAUCAUUGAUUUAAAUUUUUGCUGAUUUCCGUCACAUAACAAUAUGCGAAUGAAAUUAAAUUUUAAUUGCUUGAGGAAUGCUGCAAAUUUUGAAAGAGUGAACUAUUAUCGAAAACUUACGACAUGGUCAUCUGUGGCUUCAGCUUUCAAUGCUAAGCAAUCUAAAAUCAGAACACUGAAAUCACAGUUUUUGGGUGAAUCAACAGGUCUGUUUGGCUAUCAAGAGUUACAAGAGCCUACUGGGUUUUAUUUACUUAAAGAUAAUGCAGUUUGCAGAGCCGAAGUUUUAAUCAAUGAAAUAUUAAGUCCUGAACGGACUCGAAAAAUGGUUCGAGUAUUUGAUGAACUAUCUGAUACUUUAUGCAAAGUUGCUGAUUUAGCAGAGUUUGUCAGAAUAGGCCAUCCACAAGAGCAGUUUGCUUAUGCUGCUAAAGAGACAUCCAUCAGUAUUAGUAGUUUAGUAGAAGAGCUGAAUACAAAUCGAGAUUUAUAUGACCGUUUAAAGCAUAUUGUAGAAAAUGGAGAUAUAUGCCCAACUGAUGCUAUUGAUCAGUAUGUUGCAAAUCUAUUUCUACUUGAUUUUGAACAAUGUGGUAUACAUCUUGAUAAAAAUGCAAGAGAAAAAGUUGUAGCAUAUAAUGAUUACAUACUACACGUAGGUUCACAUUUUAUGAGUAAAACAUUAAGCCCUCGAACUGUGCUGAAGUCGCAGCUGCCAGAAGCUUUUCAGCGUUCUUUUGCAGGAGAAGGAGAAACUAUUGUAAUAAAUGGCCUGUUUGCUGAUUCAAAAAAUGAACUUUUGCGAGAAGCAGCAUAUAAAAUAUUUCUUCAGCCUGAUAGGCAGCAAGAACAAUUGUUAGAUGAAUUGCUAUCUGCAAGACAAAAUUUAGCUAAGUUAUGUGGGUUCCCAACGUAUGCUCACCGUGCUGUUCGAGGAAGUAUUGCCGGCACACCCGAAUUUGUUCAUGAAUUUUUACGAAUAUUAAGUGAAAAAAUAAAGCCUAAAGCAGAUGAAGACUACAGUAAAAUGUUAAAAUUAAAACAAGAAUUUGGUGAUCAAUCAAAAUGCUUAAAACCUUGGGACGUACCAUUCUUGAUGGCACAAUUAAAACAUCGAGAGUUUAAUAUUAAAUCGUCUGACUAUAGUCCUUACUUUUCUUUGGGUGUUUGUAUGGAUGGAUUGAACUAUGUCUUCAGUGCUUUGUACAAUGUGACUCUAAGUGUUGAAGAUGCUGUAGAAGGAGAACUGUGGCAUGAUGAUGUUAGGAAACUGAAAGUUUCCGAAGGAAAUGAAACUUUAGGCUAUAUAUAUUGUGAUUUCUUUGAACGUCCUGGAAAACCAAACCAAGAUUGUCAUUUCACUAUACAGGGUGGCCGAUCAUGUGAUGAUAAAACCUACCAAAAGCCAAUUGUAGUAUUGAUGCUUAAUUUGCCAAAUCCAACGUGGUCUCAACCUUCUCUUUUAACACACUGCAUGGUUGAUAAUUUGUUUCAUGAAAUGGGCCAUGCAAUGCAUUCAAUGCUUGCAAGGACAACUUAUCAGCAUGUUACUGGUACUCGAUGUUCGACAGAUUUAGCGGAAGUUCCAUCCGUUCUGAUGGAAUAUUUCGCCUCAGAUCCCCGAGUUGUUUCAAAAUUUGCAAGACAUUAUAAAACUGGGGAAGCUAUACCAUUAAAUCUUCUAAAUAAGCUAAGGAUAUCUAAAAAAUUGUUUUCUGCAUGUGAAACUCAGUUGCAAAUAUUUUAUGCUGCAUUUGAUCAGGCCUGCCAUGGUGAGCGUUUGAUUAAUCGGACUACAACUGAAUUGUUGGCCCAGAUCCAAAAUAAUUUUUAUGGUUUACCACAUGUUCCAAAUACAGCAUGGCAGUUACGGUUUGGACAUCUGGUUGGAUAUGGUGCAAAAUAUUAUUCUUAUCUUAUGUCUCGUGCUUUAGCUUCUUGGAUUUGGUAUCAGUGUUUCAAGGAUAAUCCUUUUAAUGGGGAAAAAGGGAAAAAAUAUCGCAGUGAAGUGCUUGCCCAUGGUGGUUCAAAGCCUCCACGCUCGUUAGUAGAAGAUUUUCUUGGUGCAAAAAUUACCCCAGAAAGUUUAUCAGAUGCUCUAUUAAAAGAUAUUGAAGCUAAGCAUAAUAUGCAAGAAACUUAAAUUUUAACAAAUGUGAGAGUUUAUAUGUAAAUUGUUUAAUAAUAAGAGUUCAGCUGGUAUUUUUAUUGUGAUAUGUGUGUAUUUUUGUCAUUUUUUAAUUUAUUAGUAUAUUUGACAUACAAUUAAAUUAAAGCAGCUUUAUGUGUUUGAAAGUA
Messenger RNA from Stegodyphus dumicola, 2467 nucleotides. RefSeq names its product mitochondrial intermediate peptidase. Gene Ontology annotation, cellular component: mitochondrion. The record is from RefSeq and is a predicted model, not a curated record. Gene Ontology annotation, molecular function: metalloendopeptidase activity. NCBI's taxonomy places the organism in Eukaryota, Metazoa, Arthropoda, Arachnida, Araneae, Eresidae. Gene Ontology annotation, biological process: peptide metabolic process.